AUCCACAUGCCGCCUCCCUCCCACUUCCAAACGAGCAACAGAAAUCUCCCACGGCGCGUGGACAGCCUAAAGGCCACCAAGGGCCCCUACUUCGCCGAGCUUGACGAUGAACUACGAGACGUGAAACGCGUGCACGCCCAAGGGCAGGAGGAGGACCUGCGGUACGCCCUGAAUAAAACGAUUACCAGGGUAGAAGAACUGACGGCAAUGCUAAAGGAGGCAUACAAGGCACAGACAGACCUCCAAACCGAGCUCACGCUCGCCAAAUCGAAUCUCUCUCUCGCGCUCGCGAACAACGAGAUGCUCGAGGACGCGCUCAAGCGCGACCCCGGCUCCUCCCGCGACGUCGGCUGGCGGCGCAUGAGUGCGCGCGAGCAGAGCCUGAAGGCCGAGGCCGAGGCCGACCGCAGACGCAGCAGCGACUCCCUCGCCUCCGCCGAGCUGUCAAGUGCCUCCCCCACAUUCCCGCACCCGCAGCCGUCACCCUCCCCACACCCCGAGCUCUCGCCGAUGCCACCGCGGUCCGCGACCGUGCCCUCGCCCGCACCGGGCUCCGAGAACCGAUUCUUCCGAUUUAGAUUCGGGAACGGGACUACGCCGUCUACCAGCCACCCGUCCUCGCCGCGCAUGUCGGGUGCGGCGUCCCCGAGCUUGAAUGGUUCGCAUUUGACUUCGGCGUCAUUACCGUCGCUCGUGCCGGCGAAGGACUACGAGAAGGAGGUGGAGGACCUGCACAACCAGUUGGACAAGGAGAAGAAGGCAUACAAGGACGCGUGCGAGGCGAAGACCGCGCUCGAGUCCGAGCUCGAGUCGCUCUCACAAGCGCUCUUUGAGGAGGCAAAUAAGAUGGUCGCUACGGAACGACGUAAGCUGGCGGAGACGGAAGAGGCGCUACGUGAAGCCCGAGAGCAGGGCGAAGCGCUGAAGAACGUCCUGCGCCUCUUCGAACGCGACGGGGCGCGGUCGAGCUCGUCUUCCGAGAGCCCACGCCCGUCGCAGUCGGUCGGUGUCAUACGAUCGCGUCAUCGCGCAACGUCGUCCGCCGUGGGCAUCAAGUCGCUCCCCACCUCCGGCGCAGCUACCCCGCGCUCGCGUCCCGCAUCGCCUGCGCUACCGUCGAGCGAGCUGCCGUCGUCAGCCUCGACCGUCGGUGCCCACUCGACAACUCCCAGGCUACUCGUGGACGACGAUGGGGAUGGGGAUGGGGAUGGCGACACGACCGUCGUGGCGUCGUCCGACGACAAGCCCGAGCAGGAGUCCACAGGCCCAUUGUCCGGGACGCCCCUGCAGACAUCACCAGAGGCCUCCCGUUCUCCGACACCGUCACCAGACCCGUCGCCCUCGUCCGGCCCUGGCCAAUACCUCUUCGGCAAAGCGCGACCGGUAGACUAUUUCGACGGCGAAGUGUCCCCCUGGGCAGACGCAACGUCUGCGACGUCCCCACGGGCCUCAUAGCGCGCCACUCCUUUCUCCCAGCUCUGAGUUCUCCGUGUUGUCACCUUUGGAUAUCCCCCCGCAAUGAUUACCUUCCGCACCCG
Messenger RNA from Trametes versicolor FP-101664 SS1, 1538 nucleotides. RefSeq lists its product as uncharacterized. Lineage: Eukaryota; Fungi; Basidiomycota; Agaricomycetes; Polyporales; Polyporaceae. Gene Ontology annotation, cellular component: cell tip; Golgi to plasma membrane transport vesicle. Gene Ontology annotation, biological process: exocytosis. The record is from RefSeq and is a predicted model, not a curated record. The transcript has 3 exons. Bases 7 to 1455 code for a protein of 482 amino acids. Gene Ontology annotation, molecular function: guanyl-nucleotide exchange factor activity.